Molecule: messenger RNA, 833 nt
Organism: Misgurnus anguillicaudatus (oriental weatherfish)
Lineage: Eukaryota; Metazoa; Chordata; Actinopteri; Cypriniformes; Cobitidae
Source: RefSeq, a predicted model, not a curated record
UUGUGAUUGGUCAGUCGCUUGUCAGGAAAUGAAACGCCCAUGACCAUAAUCGUGUUUCGGCAUCUCCUACGUGAACAAGUGUCCUCAUAUGGCUUCGGUAUUGCCUUACCAGUUUGAGCCCGAUUCAGAUCCAGAGAGUUUGGAGGAACAAAGGAGUGAAACAGAAACACCUGCCCAUGGACGAAUUGUGCAGGAUGUUUCAGAAUGGUGCACAUGUGGCAACUGUGCCAGAAUGCCAAGCGAGGCUGAAAACAUCUGCUGCAAAGAAAUAAUAAAGGUUGUAAGGCGAAUUAACCAGGUUCCAGAACCUCCUAACUGUAUGACACACCAUCCGGGUUUUGAACCUAACUGUUUGAAUCCCUACACCCUGCAAAAUAUCCACAACAUUUACAGUGCUGAUUAUGGGCCUUUAAGGCGUAGAACAGAAGAGGAGGGUUAUCGUUUUCUUGCUUAUCGCAGCUUUGUCAGUUGGUGUUGGGGCUACUUAGGCCGGCAUGUCAGGGUUGUUAUCCCGUCAUGUGUUGUACUCCGGAUACGUCAGGAGUUUCCAGAUCUGGCUGGCCACUAUGUUGGCUUCCAACCACCCCUUGACUGAAGCGUGAGACAUGGCGGGCAAUCACUUCCUCCUUUGAGGGUCUGUCAUAUUGUGACGCCAGGUCCAUGGGAACUGGUAUUUCUUUUAGUUGUGCAACAAAUGGUACUGGGUCCUCAAACACCUCAUCAAACAAGAGCCUAAUCAGAUCAUCCACAUAAUCUAAAAAAGUUUCAGUGAAGACAGUUAGACGCUUGUUUACAGAUUAUUUAUUUGCUCUAUACAUACAGUAUUUUAAAUA